Notolabrus celidotus (New Zealand spotty) is the source of this 3685-nucleotide messenger RNA. RefSeq names its product sorting nexin 11 (gene snx11). Gene Ontology annotation, biological process: intracellular protein transport. The coding region runs from base 217 to 2325 and encodes 702 amino acids. Lineage: Eukaryota; Metazoa; Chordata; Actinopteri; Labriformes; Labridae. Gene Ontology annotation, molecular function: phosphatidylinositol binding. The transcript has 7 exons. The record is from RefSeq and is a predicted model, not a curated record.
ACCCCCGGAAGCAGUUACGUCAUGGUGAGAUGUCUCAGCGCCGCUUGUGACUUGCGAAAUGGAGAUAGGAGGUGUUCUGAAAAACAAGCCUCUGUGUUUGAGGAUUCUGGACUUCAAUAGAACCAAAACCUCUUCGAGUAGGACUCUAUAGACCAGAACCGGGAAAUACUUCAACCAGAGCGGAUACACACCUCAGGAGAUGCAGUGCCCGAUAGGAUGAUCAGCACUCAAGAAGAAGAUGAUUUUGUGGCAGUGCGGGUCCAAGAUCCCCGCAUUCAAAAUGAAGGCUCCUGGAAUUCAUACGUGGAUUAUAAAAUAUUCCUACAUACCAACAGUAAAGCCUUCACAGCCAAGACGUCCUGCGUGCGUCGGCGCUACAGCGAGUUCGCUUGGCUCCGGAAGAAGCUCCAGAAGAACGCUGGUUUGGUACCCGUCCCAGACCUUCCAGGAAAGUCUUUCUUCUCCUUCAGCAACGAGGACUUCUUGGAGGGGAGACGGAAAGGACUUCAGGUCUUCUUGGACAAAGUCGUGCACAUGACAGUAUGUCUGUCGGACAGCCAGCUCCACCUCUUCCUGCAGACUCAGCUGCCGGUCGGUCACAUCCAGGACUGCGUGCAGGGACACACUCCGUACUCUGUGAUGGACGCCAUCCUCACCUACGCUUCGUCCAAUCGGGGCUUCGCUCAGGCUCAGGAGGAGGACUCCAUCAAGGAGCCAAGUCUGACUGUUUCGUACGAGUCCAUGGAGAGCCCAGCUCCUCAUCAGCCUUGUCCACAAACAGAGGACACCUUCAUCCCUGAGCUUCUCUCCUGCGGCGAGUCCGACCCUCUCGAAGGUUUACCGGAGCCCUGCGACGAGGACUCAGCCGAGUCACGGCACAAAGACAAACCCUCCAUAACGGUCCUCCAGAAGGACAACCACCUGGAGGCCGUUGUUGAGGACUGCGACCCAGAAGAGGCGAGCUUCUUUCUGGGUGACAGCCCGCCUGAGAGCCUCAGCCUCUCAGAACAAAGCCAACCAAGAAGCUGUCUCAUACAGACACCGGUGGAGGUGCACUCGCCCAUGGGGACCGGCUUUGAGGAUGAGGGUGUUGUGACUUUACAUACGGAGGAAAAGACUGUCCCAGAGGAGGAGGAUCAAGAGAGUCCUGUUGAGGUAGAAAAGGUGAACUGUGAGCCUGAGGAACAUGUGGAUCCUGAUGUUGUUUUAGAUGUUAAGGACAGUGAAGCUGACUCUCAGGAGGGUGAUGUGACUUUAAAUACUGAAGAAAAGACUGUCACAGAGGAGAGGGAGGAUCAAGAGGAGGGUCCUGUUGAGGUGAACUGUGAGCCAGAGGAACAUGUGGAUCCUGAUGUUGUUUUAGAUGUUAAGGACAGUGAAGCUGAAUCUCAGGAGGGUGAUGUGACUUUAAAUACUGAAGAAAAGACUGUCACAGAGGAGAGGGAGGAUCAAGAGGAGGGUCCUGUUGAGGUGAACUGUGAGCCUGAGGAACAUGUGGAUCCUGAUGUUGUUUUAGAUGUUAAGGACAGUGAAGCUGAAUCUCAGGAGGGUGUUGUGGAAGACGUCUGCGUGAAGAAGCAGGAAUUAGAAAAUCAAAUAAUCUGUGAGGACAAUGCUUUAGAGCCUGUUGUUGGUGCUGAGGGUCAAGCUGCUGAUUUAAGUGACGUGGAGGAUUUAAGGAGCUCUGACGGGCCCGACAAAGACGAAUCAGAGAGCCGGGAAGAAACACAUGAGCCAGAAAUCCAUGAAGACACUCCUGGUGAGCAGACGGAGCAAGACUCCCAACAAAUGGAGGAAUCAGAGAGCAAAGAGGAGCUGGAAAUCCACGAGGAGACUCCUGAUGAGCAGAAUGUGCAAUCUGAACAAACGGACCAAGAGCAUGGCGAACAGAGGGUGGGUUCAGUCGGGACCAAAGACGAGAGCGACGAGGAAAACCGCUCGCUGCCGUCGUCCAACGGCAGCAUCGUCAAAGUCAGCGACGAGGAAAGCGUCUGCGACGAAGCCGAGGAAGCGAACAGCUACAUGAAGACGCUCCCCGAGAACUGGUCAGAGGAAGAGCUGACGAGCGGACACAUCCUGGACCUCCACAUCAACGGAUGUCCCGUGGAGAAAGAGGACAUCUCCACGCAGGAGCUGCAGUACACGACGGACAUCAGUGACUUUAGUAAAUCUGUGACGGGAGGAGACUUGACUGAACACAGUGACUUCAGCGUGAUCGAGACCAGCUGCUCGCCCGUGUUGGCGGAGAGUAAUAAGUGUGUGGAGCAGGAAGUCCUGGAUGUGUCCGAGGAGGCUCAGGAGGUGGAGGUGGAGGUGCACAGCUGAGUCACUGAGUCCGGUCUGUUAGGUCACCUUUAGGGCAUCACAUUUCUCCUCACACACAAGUCACUCUAACUUAUUCUUUUAUAAUGUAUAUUUAAUUUUAAAAAACAUCUUCAUUUACACUCAGGUACACUAAGUUCUGCCACUGUUUACUGUGCGUGGCUGUAAUGGCGCUUACUGACCAGCAGAGGGCGCACAUGCAUUAAAGAGGUUCAGUAUGUGUUUAGAAGGAGGUAAAGAUGACUUUGUAACACCUGAGAGGCUGAUCCUGACAGAAGUACACAUUUCUGUUAACACUAACAUGCUCAUAGAUACUUCUAAAGGAGGUUUCUGUCUCUUUCUGCUCAUACAGUCGAGAUAUUCCUUCUUAAUGUGAUCAAAUAAGACUCAGGUUGAGCGAAAACACAAGUUAAUUCAGAUUACAUCAUCAAAAACUCUCUAUAAUACAAGAGAAAGAAACAUAUCUGUGAUAGAAGAGUCUUUAUUGGAAGAAAGGCGGUUAAUUUGAAGCCUCAUUUUCUCCCGUCAGCCAUUAAAAAAUGUUGAAUUAUUCAGAAUACGAGGCUAAAGACAAAUUCUUUGUCUUAUUUCACCAGUUUGGCUCUUUGUUUUGUUUCUGCUCUGAGCUUUAAAGGCUGCAGACGUUCAAGUUUGACCACAGACAGACUUUCAGAAACAGUUUGAAUGCGUACGAGCAUGAGAGGAAUGUUUUCAGAUUUGUUUUAGUCGCUGAAACGUGUCGCAGAGAUCCUAAUGUGAAACCCGGACGACUUCCUGUUAAAUUCUGUGACUGAUAGUUUCAUUUUAACACUGAUUACAGUCGCUAACUCAAGAGGAAGAUUUACACCACAUAAUAUAAUAAUUCCUGUUAUAUCUUCUCCUCUUUCACUGGAUUACUUUAAAAGAACAAACUACCUUAAAGAAAACCUGGUUUACAUACACUAAGAGAAACCUCUGUGGAAUCAGACCUGAUCAAACGAUGGCAGAGCUCGUUCAGCUCAUGUUUGCACACUAACGCCCCCUCCUCUCUUCUUCUCCACACAACCUGAGUUUAUUCAUUUCUUUGUCAGACUGCUGCAGCUGACUGUGAUUUCAUGCUUUUAAAAAGGGACCCAGGGUUUACUGCAGACAGAGACGAGCCUCGUCAGUCCUCCUGUGUUACGUUGGUUUCAUUAAACACUGUACAUGAGUUGUUUUAUUAAUCUUCAGAUGUGAAGCCCCCCCCCCAGCUGUGAAGGUGACCUCUAUUUUAUAACAUGGAUCUACAAGGGCAGAGAUAACAACCUGAGUGACUGUGUCCGAGUAAACACAAAAACUAUGAUGUAACUUUUAUUUGAAAUAAAUAGAUUCUUUUCUCUUUUAA